Messenger RNA from Entrophospora candida, 152 nucleotides. The record is from the annotation of a GenBank genome assembly. NCBI's taxonomy places the organism in Eukaryota, Fungi, Glomeromycota, Glomeromycetes, Entrophosporales, Entrophosporaceae.
AAAAUCUCAAAAAUAAAAUUAAAGAAUUAAAAGAAUUAUGUGAAGAAUAUCAAAAAUUACAAGAUAAAUAUAAAAAAUUAGAAAAUGAAAAUAAGAAAAUAAAUGAACAAAAAGAUCAUUAUUAUAAUGAAUGUUUAAAUUUAAAUUAUUGA